This is a messenger RNA of Rubroshorea leprosula, 1367 nucleotides long. The record is from the annotation of a GenBank genome assembly. Lineage: Eukaryota; Viridiplantae; Streptophyta; Magnoliopsida; Malvales; Dipterocarpaceae.
AACUCAGAACGAAAACCGAGUAAGCGACUGGAUAAGGCGGAGAAGUAAACACAAACAGGAAUCAUAAUUCAGAGCGGACCGCGCCAUGGAAGAGAAGCUCUCCUCCGUGGCGAAGAACUUUACCCCUUCUCCCAUACAAGAACUCUCUCAUCUCGCUCAGAGAUGUAACGCCAUCAACCUCGCCGAGGGCUUCCCGGACUUCCCCGCUCCUCUCCAAAUCAAAGACGUUGCUGUAUCCGCCAUUAAUUCCGACUUCAACCAGUACAGGCAUGUGCAAGGAAUUUGUGACCACCUGGCCGCGGCAAUGAAGAAAAUGCAUGAUUUGGAUGUUAAUCCUCUAACGGAUAUAGCCAUUUGCUGUGGACAAACUGAGGCAUUUGCAGCAGCGAUUUUCGCUGUAAUUGACACUGGAGAUGAAGUUGUGCUAUUUGAUCCUUCAUAUGAAACUUAUGAAGGGUGCAUUACCAUGGCGGGAGGAGUCCCAGUAUAUGUUGCCCUUGAUCCACCUCAAUGGACCUUCUGCCCUGGCAAGUUGUUGAAGUCUUUUACUGGCAGAACAAAAGCUAUUGUUUUGAACAGCCCUCACAACCCAACUGGCAAAGUUUUCUCUAAGGAAGAGCUUGAAGUGAUCGCUGAAGCCUGCUGCAGAUGGGAUUGCCUUGCUAUAACAGAUGAAGUAUAUGAGCACAUAACAUUCAAUGACAAGAAACAUAUAUCUCUUGCCUCACUCCCAGGAAUGCAAAAGAGAACUAUCAUCACAUCCUCCUUGUCUAAAACUUUUAGUGUUACAGGUUGGAGAAUUGGAUGGGCUAUUGCUCCAGCUUUUGCUGCAUCUGCAAUCCGAAACAUUCAUGUCAAAAUUACAGAUUCUGCUCCAGCACCUUUCCAAGAAGCUGCCUUAACUGCUUUGACAAGCCCCCCUGAAUAUUUUGAAGGACUGAAAAAAGAAUAUGAAUUUAAAAGGGAUUUCAUUGCGAAGGUGCUCACCUCGAUUGGUUUUCAAAUUCAUUUUAAGCCCCAAGGUUCCAUCUUUUUAUUUGCAGAGCUUCCUAAGGAUUGCUUGCUAUCUGAUGUAGAAUAUGUUAAGGAAUUAAUAAAAGAGGCAGGGGUGGUUGCCGUACCAGGAUGUGGAUUUUUUCAUAAAAAGCUUUCUAUGGAACCAUUAUCUGAGGCAAGUUGCAACUACCAGAAGAGAUAUGUAAGGUUUGCCUUCUGCAAAAGUAUUGCUACUUUGGCAGCCGCUGCACAAAAGCUUAGUGAUCUUAAGAAUGCUACCAGGUAUGAACACUCCUAGUAUGCGAGGUGAGUUAAGGUAUGAGAGAGAGUUAUCUCGUAUUGUAUAAUCUAGAUAAAAAAAAUGGUAUGCU